Messenger RNA from Megalops cyprinoides (Indo-Pacific tarpon), 1599 nucleotides. It is a transcript of the gene ddi2, whose product is annotated as DNA-damage inducible protein 2. Gene Ontology annotation, molecular function: protein binding; aspartic-type endopeptidase activity. Lineage: Eukaryota; Metazoa; Chordata; Actinopteri; Elopiformes; Megalopidae. Gene Ontology annotation, biological process: proteolysis. The transcript is spliced from 10 exons. Bases 265 to 1527 code for a protein of 420 amino acids. The record is from RefSeq and is a predicted model, not a curated record.
GAAGGAAAAAAAGGACUGUUUUGCUUUUCUUUUGCUGUACGAGACUUUCCGUUUCGUGUGUGAGCCUGUUUUUGACUCUUUAAAGCAGUGGACGGGAACAAACUAAGAAGAAGCUCCUUAUCACCAGAGUCGUGUGGGAUUUGGAGAUAUCAGCUCGCUAGCUAGCUAUAAAGCUGGCCAAACUAAACAGAAAAGCUUAGCUAGCUAGUUGGAGAAGCGACGCCUGUCCGCGGGUUAAAGUGACAGAUCAUACCCGAAAGCGCAAUGCUGGUGACCGUUUUCUGCGCUCCGAGAGACCGCCCGGAAAUAACAUUUUCCUUGGAAGUGUCACCAGAGCUCGAAGUGAGGGACUUUGUGGCUCUGUGCGAAUUAGAAUCUGGAAUACCGGCUGGAGAGAUACAGAUAUCCUACGCGGAGCAGCCCCUGCAGGACCCCACCCGAACGCUGGGGGCGUACGGCCUGAAGGAUGGGGACGUUGUGGUGCUAAGACAGGCAGAGAGACGGCCACCCCCUCAGCCGGCCUUCCCAGGACUCCCCCGCAUUGACUUCAGCUCCAUCACAGUCCCCGGCACCUCCUCUGGCCGACCGUCUGCCUCGCAGCAGCGGCAAAACCAAAGUUUGGCUCAGCAGCAGCAGCAGCAGCAGCAGCAGCAGCAGCAGCAGCGGUCCCCUCUCCCACCCACGCCCCCUUCCCUCUCAGGCUCCGCCUCCUCCCCGCAGGGACUGGACGACCCCUCGCUCCUCCGCGACAUGCUGCUGGCCAAUCCGCACGAGCUGUCGCUGCUGAAGGAAAGGAACCCGCCACUGGCCGAGGCCCUGCUGAGUGGAGACUUAGAGCGCUUCACUAAGGUGUUGGUGGAGCAGCAGCAGGAGAGGGCACGCAGAGAGCAGGAGAGGAUCCGGCUGCUGACCGCAGACCCCUUCGACCUGGAGGCCCAGGCCAAGAUCGAGGAGGACAUCAGGCAGCACAACAUUGAAGAGAACAUGACGAUCGCCAUGGAGGAGGCCCCAGAGAGCUUCGGCCAGGUGGUCAUGCUCUACAUCAACUGCAAAGUCAACGGCCACCCCGUCAAGGCUUUCGUCGACUCAGGCGCCCAGAUGACGAUCAUGAGCCAGGCCUGCGCGGAGCGCUGCAACAUCAUGCGCCUGGUGGACCGGCGGUGGGCGGGCAUCGCCAAGGGCGUGGGCACCCAGAAGAUCAUCGGCAGGGUGCACUUAGCCCAGGUGCAGAUCGAGGGGGACUUCCUGCCCUGCUCCUUCUCCAUCCUUGAGGACCAGCCCAUGGACAUGCUGCUGGGGCUGGACAUGCUGAAGAGACAUCAGUGCUCCAUCGACCUGAAGAAGAGCGUGCUGCUGAUCGGGACGACGGGCUCCGAGACGCGCUUCCUCCCCGAGGCGGAGCUCCCGGAGUGCGCCCGGCUGGCGUACGGGGCGGACAGCCGCGAGGACACCCGGCCGGAGGAGAUCGCCGACCGCGAGCUGGCCGAGGCGCUGCAGAGAUCCGUACAGGAGAGCGAGCAACACUGAUGCAUGUGGACAGACAGCUGGAGAGGGGCCCGCCAAGCAGAUACUGAAGAUGGACGAACUACCUCACCACCA